Stomoxys calcitrans (stable fly) is the source of this 5384-nucleotide messenger RNA. RefSeq lists its product as uncharacterized. The record is from RefSeq and is a predicted model, not a curated record. The transcript is spliced from 6 exons. Gene Ontology annotation, cellular component: cytoplasm. Lineage: Eukaryota; Metazoa; Arthropoda; Insecta; Diptera; Muscidae. Gene Ontology annotation, molecular function: RNA binding. The coding region runs from base 1897 to 3852 and encodes 651 amino acids.
UUUCAAUUUGAAUUUUUGCAUUGUGUUCGGUCUUCUUACUUGACUUUAGUUCGUUUGCGACCGUUAUUACGUUUACACACAGUGACGCCAGGCGGAUAUAACAAUCGGCUCUCGUGUUUUGAGAAGAUUUUUCACAUACAAAAAAGUUUUGUUUGUUUCUUGUAAUUCUGUAUAGAAGAGUUUAUCAACAACCAAACAGCCAAGAAGGCGAAAAAAGUCUCGUUUUUAACGUAGUCUACUUACAACAAAGUGAUUUGUAAAGAAAUAAAAAAAAGAAGAAACAAAGAAUUAAGAAAAGUGCAAAUAAUAACAAAAGCUGAAAACAAAUUUUAAAGUAAGAAAAAGAAGAAGAAAAAAUUCAAUAAAAUCAAACUUGGCAGAAAAGAGGGUGUUUGUCUUGCUUGGUUUCUUCUCUUCUUACCCUUCGGCCGAUUUAAUUAAGAAAAGCAGUCGGUGUGUUGUUAAAGCAAAACAAAAAAGGAAGCUUGAUUCGGAAAGGAAAUACAAAAGAAAACAAAAAGAAAUUAGAGAUUCUGGCAAAUCAAAGAAACAAAUAAGCAACAACACCAAAAAAAAAGCGAAAGGAAACAUUGUCUGUGUCGCCAUAGUCAGCGUCAUUUGCUUUUGAUAGUACCAAGCCUUAGGCUAUAAUUUUGAAAUAAAAAAAAAAUAAUUGUAAAGAAAAAGUUUUUAAUUAAAUCCAGCAAAAAUCACAAAAUCUAAAUCUAUAAAAAUUUUAACUUUGUCAAAAAAAAGAAAAAAUCAAAGCCACUUUCAAUAUCGCUGUUGCUGUAUGGCCAUAUCAUAACAAUCCACAUGCCAAAUCAAUCCUGUUCGCUGAAACCAUAAAAAAGGUGUUAAAGUUGUGUGGAAAAAAUCUGUAAAAAUUUAUAAAAAAAAAAAUUAAAUAUCAAUCAACGGUCUUUUAUCAUCUCAUUUUCGACUAAAGAAGACCCGCCACUUACUGUGCAAACAUAAGAAAACCAAUCCAUGCUAUAACAACAAAAAUUGUUUUGUAUAUAUUCCAGCGUUAUAGGGGCUAUAUGUGCUCUCGAGUUUGUUUUUGGAAGAAAUAAAAUUCAUCACGUUUAAUAACCAAACGAGUUAAAGUUAAAUCUGUUGUUCUCUUCUGCUGGUUCUGUAGACCAAAAAGUCAAAUAACAAAAUAACCCAAAACAACAACUACAACAAGAAAAUAAAAAUCAACAUCAACAACAACAUCAUCAUCAUCAUCAACGUAAAAAACAUUAUCGUCAAACCAAAACAACCCACUGCCCGCGUUUCCAUUGAAAAGAGGUAUUACAAAAGUUUUAAAAAAGCAACAUAAAACAACAACAACAACAACGACCAUACAAAUUGUAGGAACAUAAUUAUAAGUGCUGCUCAACUUUAAACCAAGAGCCAGAAAGAGAGAGGGAGAGAGAUAAAGUUCAAAGGAAACACAUCGACAUCAACAUCACACACACACACACACCAUAACAACAUCAACAACAAAACAGAAUCCCCCAAGAUUUGCCUUUUUUAUGCCGCUUAUCUUGGUCCUCUCGUCUCUCCAUUAAAUGUUCAACGUUCUAUGUUUGUGUUCAAUUUAAGUGUUUCAAAUGAAUUAAAGCAAAAAAUUUAAAGAAAAAGCUAAAAAGUUGCGAGCAACCUCAAAAAAGAAGAAAAAUUAAGGAGAAAAAUAUAAAAAAAAUUAAAGCCGCUACCAAUGAAGCCAAGCCUAUAAAAUCAUAUUCAAGUGUCUAAAGUGAAAGAAAUUUUUUCUUAAAAAAAUUGGUUUUUCCCAACCAUCCAUAGGCUUUAAAAUAAGUGAGUGCAACGAGUCUAUCGUUAAAUUAAGAAAAAUUUUUGCCGCUGCAAGUGUUUCCAGAGAAUCGCACCACAAUUUUCACGAAUAUGCUAUUCGAAAAUCCCGCUGUAGCUGCCAAGCUACCGUUCCCGUAUAAUGUGCCACCGCCGUUGCAGGCAGCCGCUGCGGCAGCAGCUGUUCCAAAUUUAAGGUUUCAGACACCAAUAAAAGCCUUCGCCUGCCUAACAACACCAAGUAAUCCCAUUGAUAAUGCUGCCGCUGCUGCUGCCGCCGCCGCAGCUGGUCUCAUAGAUCCUCAUCACAAUCGGGAAUUGCACAAUGCUCUGGUGGCCUCGAUAAAUGGCAAUGUUGCUGCAGCCGUUAAUGGUUCCCUGACAACAUCGGCUGUUUUAAAAAGUGCCUCCGUUGCUGCCCAACAACAUCAGCAGCAGCAACAACAACAGCAGCAGCAGCAACAACACCAUCAACAACAACAGCAGCAGGCAAACAACAAUACGGUAUCGCAACAGCAACAACAACAGAAUCAGAAUACAAACCCAAAUUCCAAUACCAAUUGCACACAACAACAACAGCAGCAACAACAAGGAACACAGACCCAACAGCAAUCCGCCAUGGUUGUUAACAAUGCCAACCAACAAACAGGCAAUGUGGUCGUUAAUGGUGGCGGCGGUGCUUCCAACGAUGGCAUGGCUGUGGUCAAAUACACAUCAUCGGGUCGUUCGACUCCCAGCAAUAGCAUGAAUGGUUCAGCUGGCUCCGAUCCUGCACCGGGCAAACUCUUUGUUGGCGGUUUGAGCUGGCAGACAUCGGCCGAGAAGCUUAAGGAGUAUUUCAAUAUGUUUGGUACUGUAACAGAUGUGCUCAUUAUGAAGGAUCCUGUCACACAGCGUAGUCGCGGUUUUGGCUUUAUAACAUUCCAAGAACCUUGCAGCGUAGACAAGGUUCUUAAAGUUCCCAUACACACUUUGGAUGGCAAAAAGAUUGAUCCCAAACAUGCCACACCCAAGAAUCGGCCACGUCAAUCGAAUAAAACUAAAAAGAUUUUUGUGGGCGGUGUCUCCCAGGACACCUCGGCCGAUGAGGUCAAAGCCUAUUUCAAUCAAUUUGGCACUGUGGAGGAGACUGUUAUGCUAAUGGAUCAACAGACCAAACGUCAUCGUGGUUUUGGCUUUGUCACCUUCGAAAAUGAAGAUGUCGUGGAUCGUGUGUGUGAGAUUCAUUUUCAUACUAUUAAAAACAAAAAGGUCGAAUGUAAAAAGGCCCAACCCAAAGAAGCUGUCACCCCAGCCGCUCAACUCUUGCAGAAGCGCAUUAUGUUGGGCACCCUGGGUGUACCGAUACCCACAGCACCGGGUCAGUUAUUAAGUGCCCGCACCGCUGCCGGCGUUCAGGCCAUGAAUCAAUUUGCUAUACUACCCUCACCAGCCCAAUUACAGUUACAUGCCGCUUCAGGUGCGGCAGCAUCAGCAGCGGCUGCCCAACAGGCCGCCUUAAUAUCACAAAAUCCCUUCCAAGUACAAAAUGCAGCCGCUGCUGUGGCAGCAAAUCAAAGCAGCUUUGGUAAAUUGUUAUCGACAUAUCCUCAAGCAGCAUUACACAGUGUGCGUUAUUCUCCCUAUCCCAUACCCGCCACAGCAGCCGCCGCUAGUGCUUUGGCUCAGGCUCAACAACAACACCAUCAUCAGCAACAACAGGCUGUGGCUGCUCAUCAACACCAACAACAACAAAAUGCAGCUGCUGCCGCUGCUCAACAACAUUCGGCUGCAACAAAUUCAGCUGCAGUAGCGGCAGCCACACAGGCACACAAUGUUGCCCUGCAUGCUGCUGCCGCCGGUAACCAAUCUGCCAGUGCUGGUCACGGAGCUACUGCGGUAACAAAUCCACUAGCAGCUGCCGCUGCCCAACAAGCAGCUUUGGUGGCAUCGAAUCCCCUGAAUGCGGCAACAAAUCCAUAUCAGAGUUAUGCCUUAGCAAAUGUUGAUAUGUCAAGUUUCCAAGGUGUUGACUGGAGUUCAGUGUAUGGUAUGGGCAUGUAUGUGUAAGAAUUUUAAAUCUUAACAACGAAAUCGCAUAUGUGGGGCAACUAUUUUCCAAAAAAAAAAUUAUUUCUUCUAUAAAUCCCCCACACAUACAAACAAACAAACAUAUUGUAAACAUAUUUCUUCUUCCUUUUGAAAAAACAAUACUCUUAAAAAUGUUAUUGAGAAUCCAAAAAGAGAGGGAGACGGCUGAUUACUACCCUAAAAUUCUUUGUAAAGAAGUUGUUAAAAUUUUUGUUGUAAUUUGACUGGCUCCCUCUACGCUCUACUCAACUUUGCUAUAUAAUUUCUGCUCCCUUUUAAUUUAAAUACAAUAUAGAAAUGAACUUGAAGAAAGGAAAGAAAUGAGCAAAUAAUUUGUAAAUUAUUAACUCCCAUUUUACAUUUAAAUUUACAUUUAGUUUGUUUAGAUUUUAAGGUAAUGCCUAAGCAUUUUAGUUUUUAAUUUUCAUUAAAACAUUAGUCGCCCCCUUUCACCCAAACAAAUUUUCCCCACAACAUCCCCAACAAAAACGAAACACUAUUAUGUAUGAGAAAACAACAAAAAGGAACUCGAAUUGUUUUAUGUAUAAAUAAGAAAAAUGAAGUAAUAUGAAAAAAGCAAAACAAACGAAAAAAGACAAUGAUUGAAAAACAAAGAAAAAAAUUAGUUAUUUAAAGAGAAAAACCAACAAAUAUAUAUAUAAUUCAAGCAUGUUAGCGGGGAAGCUGAAUUACCUUCCCCUAAAAACAGCAAAACAACAAAAAACAAAAACAAUUAAUAAAAUUAAGUAAACCAAACCCUGAAUUCAAUUAAUUUUUUAAGUCUCUAUUGAAUUACUAAAACAAAAACUAAAAGAAAAAACAAUAAAAAAAGUUCAACAUAAAAUAUAAAACAUAAUUUUUAACUAAUAUUAAACCAACACAAGUAAAAAACCAUAAACAACAACAAAACAUCGUAAAAUGAUUACAAAAAUACAUUAAAACAUAACAAAAAAAAAAUCUUCUAAACCACCGAUUGUGAUUGCGUUUAAUUUAAAACAUGAAAACCAUGCUGUUUCGAGAAUUUUCGAAAUUGAACUUAACUACCAUACCAUAUAUAAAAACAAAUUUAAAAUUCUUUAUGCCCUUGAAAAACUAUUGGAAUACAAAUUCUUUUGAAAGCAAGUUUAAUUUCCAAUUUUUUGUUGAAGAUUUUUAUUUUUUCGAAAAAAUAUUAAAAAUACUUGGCACACAUAUUUUACAUUUUCUCCUAUCUCUCUCUUUUUUUUUUUGAUGUUGGUAAUUGUGUGCGAAUGUCAAACAAAUUUUGUCAAAAAAAUUGCCCUUGAAAAUACCAAAGAAAAAAAUUUUGUUUUCAUUUGAAUUCUCUAUUAAAAAAAAAAUCAAAAAAAAAAUUAAUAAAAAAUUUUACAAAAUUUUUAUAACAAUUUUGUAUGCUAUUUGGUGGAGAAAAUCAGGGAAAUGUAUAAGAAGAACAUAACUUCUAAAGUGUACUUCUUUGAAAAAUUUUUGUAAAGCAGCGCUUUCUUAUUUUUAUUUAUGUAGUGUAUUUU